This is a messenger RNA of Ornithorhynchus anatinus (platypus), 2183 nucleotides long. RefSeq names its product SLU7 homolog, splicing factor (gene SLU7). The record is from RefSeq and is a predicted model, not a curated record. Gene Ontology annotation, molecular function: pre-mRNA 3'-splice site binding. The transcript is spliced from 16 exons. NCBI's taxonomy places the organism in Eukaryota, Metazoa, Chordata, Mammalia, Monotremata, Ornithorhynchidae. Gene Ontology annotation, cellular component: spliceosomal complex. The coding region runs from base 200 to 1957 and encodes 585 amino acids. Gene Ontology annotation, biological process: mRNA splicing, via spliceosome.
GGCCGACUUCCGGUGUGGCUGAGGGCGCUGCCUGAGGCCCGGGCGGUCGAGCGGCUCGGCCUCCCUCCUCCGUCUCCAUCUUCUCCGUCUCCAUCUUCUCCGUCUCCAUCUUCUCCUCCUCCGUCUCCUCCGUCUCCGUCUCCCUGAGGCUCCGGCAUCGCGGCGGCGUCGCGCCCCCUUGCCGGAGAGCUCCGAGACCAUGUCGGCUGCCGUCGUGGAAGCGAUCGGCUCGACCCCCGCCGCGGGGUCGAACGAUAUUGGUCUGGAGGAGCCAAAGAAGAUGACGAGAGAAGAUUGGAGAAAGAAAAAGGAAUUAGAAGAACAGAGGAAAUUGGGAAACGCCCCCGCGGAAGUUGACGAAGAAGGAAAAGAUAUCAAUCCUCACAUUCCUCAGUACAUCUCCUCCGUGCCAUGGUAUAUAGAUCCAUCCAAAAGACCCACUUUAAAGCACCAGCGACCUCAACCAGAGAAGCAGAGAGAGUAUAGUUCCUCUGGAGAGUGGUAUAAGAGGGGUGUUAAAGAGAAUAUCGUUACUACCAAAUACCGCAAAGGAGCUUGUGAAAAUUGUGGGGCUCUGACACACAAAAAGAAGGACUGCUUUGAGCGGCCCAGGAGAGUUGGAGCGAAAUUUACAGGAACUAAUAUUGCCCCUGAUGAACACGUCCAGCCUCAGUUGACAUUUGAUUAUGACGGGAAGAGGGAUCGUUGGAAUGGCUACAACUCAGAGGAGCACAUGAAGAUUGUAGAAGAAUAUUCCAAAGUUGAUCUGGCGAAACGCACUCUAAAGGCCCAGAAGCUUCAGGAGGAAUUGGCAUCAGGGAAAUUGAUGGAACAGGCGAAUUCUCCAAAGCACCAGUGGGGAGAAGAGGAGCCAAAUUCCCAAAUGGAAAGAGAUCGUAACAGUGAGGAUGAAGAUGAAGACAAAUACGCAGAUGAUAUUGACAUGCCUGGGCAAAAUUUUGAUUCCAAAAGAAGAAUUACAGUCAGGAAUCUCAGAAUUCGAGAAGAUAUUGCUAAAUACUUGAGGAACUUAGAUCCAAAUUCUGCCUACUACGAUCCGAAGACGAGAGCCAUGAGGGAAAACCCGUAUGCCAAUGCAGGAAAAAAUCCAGAUGAAGUGAGUUAUGCAGGAGACAAUUUUGUUCGGUACACCGGAGAUACGAUUUCAAUGGCACAGACACAAUUGUUUGCCUGGGAGGCGUAUGACAAGGGAUCUGAAGUGCAUCUCCAGGCGGAUCCUACAAAACUAGAGCUGCUGUACAAAUCGUUCAAAGUCAAGAAAGAAGAUUUCAAAGAACAGCAGAAAGAAAGCAUCCUAGAGAAGUACGGAGGGCAGGAGCAUCUGGAUGCCCCUCCUACCGAGUUGCUGCUGGCGCAAACCGAAGACUAUGUGGAGUAUUCUAGGCAUGGAACAGUUAUCAAAGGGCAAGAGCGAGCUAUUGCCUGCUCUAAAUAUGAAGAGGAUGUGAAGAUCAAUAAUCAUACAUGUAUCUGGGGUUCGUAUUGGAAGGAAGGCAGAUGGGGAUACAAGUGCUGUCACUCUUUCGUCAAGUACUCCUACUGCACUGGCGAGGCUGGGAAGGAAAUUGCUAAUGCAGAUACCUGUAUUCCGGAUGAAGAGGCCACAGAGGAAGAACAAACAAAUAAGCCCAAAACACUAGUGGAGAUGCACCAAGAAAAACAGAAAGAGGAGAAGAAGAAGAAGAAGAAAAAGCACAAGAGGAGUAGUUCAGACAGUGAUGGUGAAGAAAAGAAAAAGCAUGAGAAACUGAAAAAGGCAUUAAAUGCGGAAGAGGCCCGGCUUCUCCAGGUUAAGGAGAUCAUGCAGUUAGAUGAGAGGAAGCGGCCUUAUAACAGCACGUUUGAAGCCCGAGAGCCCACGGAAGAGGAAAUGGAAGCUUACAGAAUGAAACGACAGCGUCCAGAUGAUCCGAUGGCCUCCUUCCUGGGACAGUAAAGGCAGAAUUUGGAAGGAGAUCUGGGAACCACAAUUGAAAAGCUUUUUGUCAUCUGCACUUCCCCUUGUAUUGGUGUUGGUUAGAUACACUUUCUGAAGUACCGGCGCUUUUAGAUCUGGUAAAUAUAUAAAAUGGGAAAUGUGGCUCUUUAUGAUAAACUUGCUACAGCUUUUACUUGUCUGUGGGUCCAGAGUUCCCCAGUAAACAUUUUAUAGCUUGUCAAUA